GCUUCACAUUUAUCUCCGGCCUGUGUGGCUGUUUCGGCAUCACAAGUUAUCAAAGCAUCUUUCCUAAUGGCAUUCCCAGAUGUCAAGAAAUUCCCAGUGUUGAAGUUUCUGGGGAGAAACCAACGCAAACGCUUAAUGAGAUUAAGAAGUUAAUGUUUAAUGAAGAGAAUAACCACGUAAGUAUAAUCGGUUUAUAUGGAAUGGGUGGAGUAGGAAAAACCACUCUUCUGACAGAGCUAAACAAUGAGUUUGUUAAGACUAGCCAUGGAUUUGAUUUAGUAGUUUGGGUGGUGGUUUCUAAGGAUUUGGACUUGAAAAAUAUUCAAGACCAAAUUGGGGAUAAACUGAGUUUAUCAUGGCCAGAAGCAACACAAAUACAUAAGCAAUGUAAAGAUAUAUUCAAAGUGUUAAACAACAAAAAAUUUGUAUUAUUGUUAGAUGAUAUCUGGAAGAGAGUAGAUUUACAAGAAAUUGGAAUUCCAUAUGUUAGAAAUAACACAAAGGAAGUAAAAAACAGGUCAAAGAUUGUCUUCACUACAAGGAUUAAAUCCGUAUGCGAGUCUAUGGGAGCAAGACCAAUUAAAGUAAAAUGUCUAGACGAGGAUGAAGCUUGGAACUUAUUUCACCAAACGGUUUUAGGAGCCUACGAGCCUUGCAGCAGCAGCAACAACACGGCAGAUGAUGAAUCAGGGACUGAGCUGGAUCCAUUUAUACGUGAUCUUGCUAAAGAUAUUGCGAAAGAAUGUCUCGGUUUACCUCUAGCUCUCCUCGCUAUUGGUCGGGCCAUGGCUGGCAAAAAAGAACUUCAACAGUGGGAGUAUGCACUCAGUACUUUACGCGGAUCUGCCAGUAGUUUUCCAGGUAUUGUUUGUCAUUAAUGCACCUAAGUAGUUUCAGGGCCGGCCCCGAAAGGGAAGCAGGGAAAGCUCCACUUAGGGGCAGCAAGCUUAGGGGGCAACAAAAUAGGAAUGUUCUGUAGUAUCUAACAUGGCAACUAUCAAAGUAAUCUUCCAAUUGACUGGAAACCAACUUCAGUGGGUUGUUAGCGAAUGUAUUUUCUUUUGUAAAAAAUUGAUCUCUGUAUCUCUCACAGUAGGUUUAGGGUAAUAUAGAUAUGGAUUCAGUUACAAUUCUAUUUU
Papaver somniferum (opium poppy) is the source of this 1139-nucleotide messenger RNA. RefSeq names its product probable disease resistance protein At1g61300. The record is from RefSeq and is a predicted model, not a curated record. The transcript is spliced from 2 exons. Bases 153 to 878 code for a protein of 241 amino acids. Lineage: Eukaryota; Viridiplantae; Streptophyta; Magnoliopsida; Ranunculales; Papaveraceae. Gene Ontology annotation, molecular function: ADP binding; ATP hydrolysis activity.